ACAGACACGAGUACAUUGACUUACCCCUCCUAGCUCGAACAGCGUGCUUCGCUCGCAUACAGGAUUCUUUGAGUUCUCAUCGAGAUGCUGUGCUGAGCCUCAAAAUCUGCUGCCGAAGUCGAGACCAACCUUAUCGAAAACCAAAAAACCAUGUACAAAGACGUCACGUCCCAUGAGCUCUCACUCUUUGACUAGCUCAAGCACAUUGACAACUCAGAUUGCUUUGACAAGUGCGAGCAGCAGUAGUAGUAGCAUCAACAGCCCGUUGUCUUCGAGAUCCUCCCAAUCUGCUUCUGGAACACCAUCGUCAAGCUCUUCAACGACCUCGUCGGUCGCAUCGAGUACAUCAUCGUUGAGCUCAACAAUUAGCUCUGAGGUCGCAUCGAGCACAUCGUCCCCUGCCUUGAUUUCAUUGUCGUUAAGUUCCAGUAGCAGCAGUAGCAGCAAUGAAGCUGUAUCGACACCGUCAAGCAGUCCUACAAUCACACAAUUUACGAUCUCCAUCACAGUCUCCACGCCAUCCUCCUCUCCCACUGGACCUCCUAGCUGCGAAUCAGUGGGGCCUGUCAAUGAUGGCGUGACGCCUCUCCAGACUAUCGCGACGACCGACCCCAACAUCUGCGGUACCACAUGCUUGUCUACCGACGGCUGCCUAUCAUAUGGAGUCAGUAACACUCAGUGCGCACUUUUCAGUGCACACGUCAGCGAGGUACGAGCGAUUGUAGCUCCAAAGUCCGUCAGAAGAGGCGAGAUUUUCGUGUUCUACGACAUCGGGUGUACGCUGCCUGAUCCCUUGCCAUCAUCGACUUCGGAGGUGGUUCCCGGAUCGACGACUGAGAGUGCAACGGCAGAUGUUACAUCGACGUCGAUGCCCACGACGCCAGAUAGUACACCGACUUCAUCCACGACACUUGAGAGUAGCACAUCAGCCACUCCGUCCUCAACCCCAACAUACACUCCUAAAUGCGGCCUCACAGGUACAUACGGCUUCGUCAGCUCCAUCGCCAGCAGCGCCAGUGCAGGUGGGUCGCAAUCUGAUUGUCGCGCGUUCUGUUUAACCAACAGCGCGUGCCAAAGCUAUGCACUCUUGAACAGUGUGUGCUAUCUUUAUGAUCGGAAUCUGAGCUCUUACUAUCCGACGAAUAAUGGGAUGGUAAUUUAUGACCGAGGUUGUCCUGUGGUGAUACCUAGUGUGACACCGAGUGAGGAGGUAAUGAGUUCGACGUCGUCGUCGGUUGCGCCAAUAAUUACUGAUUGAGCGGGUAAAGCCUGUAGUAUAAUUUCUGCACGGUAGAACUUUUCAUAUUCUUGCAUAUCAUAACGCAUAGACUCGUUUGAUACGAUCAUACUUUAAAUGUGACCUUUUCG
Messenger RNA from Pseudovirgaria hyperparasitica, 1368 nucleotides. RefSeq lists its product as uncharacterized. The annotation marks the transcript as partial. Lineage: Eukaryota; Fungi; Ascomycota; Dothideomycetes; Acrospermales; Acrospermaceae. The record is from RefSeq and is a predicted model, not a curated record. The transcript is spliced from 2 exons.